AUGGACACCUGCUUCUUCUCCUCAUUAUGGACACCUGCUUCUUGUCCUCAUUAUGGACACCUGCUUCUUCUCCUCAUUAUGGACACCACCUUUCACAGCUAAUUCCUUACCUAGCGGCCAGUGCUAACCACACAGCUAGCGUCUAGUGCUAACCACACAGCUAGCGGCUAGUGCUAACCACAGAGCUAGCGGCUAAUGUUGACCACACAGCUAGCGGCUAGUGCUAACCACACAGCUAGCGGCUAAUGCUAACCACACAGCUAGCGGCUAGUGCUAACCACACAGCUAGCGUCUAGUGCUAACCACACAGCUAGCGGCUAAUGCUAACCACAGAGCUAGCGGCUAAUGCUAACCACAGAGCUAGCGGCUAGUGCUAACCACACAGCUAGCGGCUAAUGCUAACCACACAGCUAGCGGCUAGUGUUAACCACACAGCUAGCGGCUAAUGCUAACCACACGGCUAGCGGCGAGUGCUAACCACACGGCUAGCGGCUAAUGCUAACCACAGAGCUAGCGGCUAAUGCUAACCACAGAGCUAGCGGCUAGUGCUACCUUGCCAAAGCUGCUGGCUUUUAAGGAGGUGUGCAGCAUGAGGAGGUGUAGCCCACAGAUGUAUUUGACACCACAACUUUUAAGGAGGUGUGCAGCAUGAGGAGGUGUAGCCCACAGAUGUAUUUGACACCACAACUUUUAAGGAGGUGUGCAGCAUGAGGAGGUGUAGCCCACAGAUGUAUUUGACACCACAACUUUUAAGGAGGUGUGCAGCAUGAGGAGGUGUAGCCCACAGAUGUAUUUGACACCACAACUUUUAAGGAGGUGUGCAGCAUGAGGAGGUGUGGCCCACAGGUGUAUUUGACACCACAACUUGUGGCUACGCUAAGAGCUAAUGCUAGCGUGAGUGCUUAGUGAGCAGGUGCUUCCUUUUCACUUUGUUGACAGCAUGGUGAGGGGCCAGCGGGGCCAGUAAAGAGGCAGGUGUGUCAUCCUGCUGCAGGACUUCAGGUAACUUUGGAACUCUCUGCUGUCAAGCUCCUCCCACACAGGUAGUCAAGCUCCUCCCACACAGGAAGUCAACGCUGCAGGUCAGAAACAUUGUAAAGUAAAAGCUGAGCACUUUUGUUUUUUUUUCACAAGAGACAUAAAGAGAAAGUAGAAAGUCUGCACAAUAUCAUCACAUUAUUGGCAUCUUAUUGCAAUAUAUUACUAGUAUUUUUAAAAUGUUUAUUAUGCCAACUUAUUAGUAUUAUUGUAGGAAUUGAUAAAUAGUUAUUUGAUCAAGCCAGUCCAUUAAUGUUUUAUUAUUAUUGUAAAAGUGUUCAUUUGCAUGAUGUAUUUAUAUUGAUUAUUUGAAGUAUUUGCUUAUUAUUAGUACACAUGUAUUUUAUCAAUAGUAAUACAAGUCUUAGCAUUAUUUUAUUUAUGGUAGUAAUAUUAUCUAAAUAUUAUCCACUUUCAUUAGUAUUUUGGAAUUGACUAUAAGAUUGUAGUGUAAUUGUAUAAAUAUAUUGUUUUAAAUAUAGGGACAAGCAGUAGGAAAUGGAAUAGAUAUUGUAUAAAUAUUUAAUUAGCACAGUAUUAUUCUUGUACAAUUAUUUGUAUUUGAUUAUUUUAAAUAUUAGCUUAAUAUUAAUGCAAGUGUACUUGUAGUAUUUUAUUAAUAGUAAUAUAUAAGCAUUAAUAUUAUUAGUAACACUGUUAGUAUUAUUUGAUUUCAUUAGUAUUUUUAAAUGUAAUAUUUCAUUAAUAGAAUUGUAUUAAUAAAAACCCAUUUUCUACUGCUUGUCCCUCUCGGGUUGGCUGGAGCCUAUCCCCGCUGCUAAUUGUAUUAAAUGCACUUUGACAUCAUUCACACACUGAUGGAGGGAGCUGCCAUGCAAGGCACCCAUCAGGAGCAAGGGUGAAGUGUCUUGCUCAAGGACACAACAGACGUGACUAGGAUGGUAGAAGGUGGGGAUCGAACCAGGAACCUCUCAGGUUGCGGACACGGCCACUCUACCAAGUGUGCCACGCCUAGCUGAAUGUCCCAUGGAAGUACUUUCUAUUCUAUUUAUUAUUUCAUGUUCAUCAUACUAUUUUAGAUUUGAAUUAUUUAGAUGUUAUAAAUGCUUAAUGAGUGAAUGCAAUAGUAUGUAAUAUUGUUGUAUAAUUAUUAUUAUUUUUAGUACAAGUGUGUUUGUAUCAUUCUAUUAAGUCAUAUUUGAAGUAUUUUUAUCACCGUUUUAUUGCAUUAGUACUUGAUCGUAUUUGUAAUAUUUUAUUAGUACUUGAUAAAUUAUAGUGUAACUGUAUUAUUAUUAUUAUUGUUUUGAUAGUCGUCCACUUUUCUUGGGAAAGACGCGCCUUGUUGUCAGCGACGUGCGCAGUGCCGCCUGUGACCACCAGAGGGCGCCGCCGCUGCGCCUGUGGCUACACUUCAUUUCUUUCCAGGCUGUCAUUGCGGAGUCACGUGGUACAGCAGACUAUUUUAAGGGACAAGCGGUACUAAAUGGAUGGAUGGGUUACACUAAUAAACAAGUAAACGUUGUAAAGAUGAUUAUUUGCGCCAUCUUCAAAUGAACAUAAAGCUUUCUGGCAGGAAAAGUUCCGUCUAACGGAAUCCUCAAACACAGAUCGUCUAUUCGGACAGAACUGGACUAGGAAGAUUCUCAUUCCACACUCAACUCAUCGGAUUGUUCAUCUUUCCCGCCUCGACCUGCCAGCAAAGGUGGGUGGGAGGAGUGAAAGUCGACAUUCUGACCCAAAUGACACAAAGGUGGUGCGCGAGUGAAGGUUUGCGGGAAGAGAGUGAGACCUCUCGCCGCUGUGAGCCUCUGUGCGGCCGUCUGGGAAACUCUUUGUCUGCUAGCAUCUGGCCAGCUAGCAGCCUCUCCUCCUCCAAGGUAGUUGGAUGAUGUGUGCUGAUGGACAUGGAGACCCCUGAGUACUUGGACCUGGACCAGAUUGACUUCUCUGACGACAGUGUGUAUGGUGUCAGCUCUCUGAAGAACAUUCCACAACUGUCCAGGAGGAAUGAUGCUCAGGCUGAGGAGAGACCUGCUCCAUCCUCCAUCAGCUGGAGUCGUGGCGCGGCGUCCCACCCGGGGGGCGGGGGCAUCAAACCCACGGGCCUGGCUGACGCUCACAGUAAAUUCCGUCCGGUGAAGAGGGUCUCGCCUCUCAAGCACCAGCCCGAGACGCCCGAGUCGGACAGCGAUGGGAAAGUCCAAGGUCAGGAGCCCGGAGCGGGGGAGGCGGCCAAAGACAAGCCGCCUCCCCCCACCUCCUCGGGAGGCCAGGUGAAGGAGGUGGACGGCAGUGCAGUGUUUGGGGAACUGGAGCACUACGACCUGGACAUGGAUGAGAUCCUGGACGUGCCCUACAUCAAGUCCAGCCAGCACUCCUCCACGCUGCCUCGCCCGCCGCCCGCACGCAGCAACCUGCAGGGAGGAACCCUGGAGAGGAACCACAGGGCCUCCUUGGCACACCACACCCCGGUACCGCCCACUUCAACCUCCAUGACAAGGAAGGACAGUAAGCAACCUCUUCUUCUCCUCCUGCAGUUCUCUCCUCACCUGAGGAAGUCCAAGUCCAUGGACCCUGACGCCCUGCAUCUCCACCGCUCACCUGGAGGAGCAGCCUUCCAGCAGGAGGCCCUCGGCUGCUCCUCCUCCUUCUCGGAUGGAGACCAGCUGCUGUCUGCGAGGGUCUACCCAGAAGCUCCCAACCAGAGGUCAGGCAUGGAACCAGCGGGGGGCGCUGUGCUGACCUUCCCCCUGCCGGGGGGCAGCCUCGCCAAGCCUCGGACCACGGCGCCGGGGGCAGGGGGGCGGGGCUGCGGCGGAGCAGCGGAGGUGGACGAGGAGAGCAAGAAGAAGCAGAACAUCCUCAACAUCGUCCGAGAGGGCCAGAUCUCUCUCCUGCCUCACCUGGCGGCCGACAACCUGGCGCAGAUCCGAGACCAGGACGGGAACAACCUGCUGCACGUGUCGGCCUCUCAAGGCCACGCCGAGUGUCUGCAGCACCUCACCUCCCUGAUGGGCGAGGACGGCCUCAACGAGCGCAACGCCCAGCAGCUCACGCCCGCCGGCCUCGGCGUCAAGAAUGGACACCUGGAGUGUGUGAGGUGGAUGGUGAGCGAGACGGAGGCCAUCGCCGAGCUGAGCUGCACCAGAGAGCACCCCAGCCUCAUCCACUACGCCGCACGCUACGGACAGGAGAAGGUGCUGCUGUGGCUGCUUCAGUUCAUGCAGGAACAGGCCAUCUCUCUGGAUGAGGUGGACCACAACGGCAACACAGGUGUUCACGUGGCAGCACAGUAUGGACACCUCACCUGUAUACAGACCCUGGUGGAGUAUGGCUCCAACGUGACAGUGAACAACCAGCAGGGGGAGCGUCCCUCCCAGGUGUCAGAGCGGCAAGGUCACAGCACCUGUGCACGGUACCUGGUGGUGGUGGAAACAUGCAUGUCACUGGCCUCACAGGUGGUCAAACUCACCAAGCAGCUCAGCGAGCAGGCAGUGGAAAAGGUGACACUACAGAAACAACUACACAGACUGGACAACACCAAGUCACAUGGGACACCAGCCAGGGGUCAGCAGCAGCCGGUGGAGGCGUGGCCAGAGAUGACGCUGACGGCGGAGGGGACGCCCGCCGACGGUCUGUGGUUGGUCCAUCAGGGAGGGGCGGGGCCAGACACUGUUGCGCCCCGUCAUGUGGCCCCUCCCACUGCGAGCAGGGACGGCCCCCGUGGGAGCGCCAUGGCGGAGAAGCGGGCCCGCCUCCAACAGAUCAUGCAGCGCUCGCUCAGUGAGUCCGACUCCGACGCCUGUCCGCCGGAAGCCCCGCCCACUCUCGCCUCACGACCCGAUAGGCCCACCCACCUGCCCAUCGCAGAUGAGGAGCCGGCGUCCAAGCAGCUGGUGAUGACCACCUUUAGCCCCUCCCCCACCUCCAGCGACCCCGAGGCGACGGACACCCCGGGCGAGGCGGACGGCGGCCCCAAAGCGGCCACCAGCCCCAAAAGCGCCCUCAAGUCGCCGUCGUCUCGCAGGAAGACGUCGCACAACCUGAAGCUGCGGGUCACCUUCGACGAGCACGUGCAGCGUGGCCAGGAGGCGGAGCCUAGCAGAGGCAAGGACAGGACGCCCGCGGGAAGCUGGGAGGCCAAGCGGCCCUUCGGCGCCUUCCGCUCCAUCAUGGAGAGUCUCAGCGGCAACGCCAACUCUCCCGCCAAGAGGGCGGAGGGCGGGGCCACCAAGGCCAAGACCAGGAGCGGCCAUCUUUGAUCACCUGACCUCUGCGGCAGCACAAGUAAGUCUUCUGGUCAUGUGACCACCAUCAGGUGUGCCAAGUCGGACCCUGACCGUGACAUCAUCACAAGGAUGACACUUUAACUGGGAGCUUUUUCUACUUCUAGCAUUUUCUAUUAUUUCUACUUCACGUCCAAUCUUCACUUUGGGACAAACGGUGCAAAACUUUUUGAAAAGAUACACUUAAGUAUGCACUUCAACGUUUCAUGUACACCCCUCUUCCCAAAUGGAGGACACACACACACACACACACACACACAGGGUUCACCCCAUAAUGACAACACAAUAACCCGUCAUGACUUUGUCAACCUUAAAUCUUUCAAAUCUAACAAAAAUAAAAAGAGAAAUAUGAAUGCAACAAA
Nerophis ophidion (straightnose pipefish) is the source of this 5650-nucleotide messenger RNA. RefSeq names its product synuclein, alpha interacting protein (gene sncaip). The record is from RefSeq and is a predicted model, not a curated record. Lineage: Eukaryota; Metazoa; Chordata; Actinopteri; Syngnathiformes; Syngnathidae. Gene Ontology annotation, molecular function: ubiquitin protein ligase binding. The transcript has 11 exons. Bases 2901 to 5264 code for a protein of 787 amino acids.